UGUAUAUACACAGGCCACAACACAAGCCGACACCAGAUACCGAGGGUGCGUUCAAACUUGAAGGGGCUCUUCAAUGACAGCCUUCCUAACAGACCGGCAUAAGUACGGUCAGGACGUCGCAAUACCAGACAGAAUGCUGGAUCUCACAGCUGCCCUUACUCCCAUCCACAUCUUCCCUCCCUCCAUCCUACCUUCACCCUCACCAUGCUGUCCAACUUCCUGGGCAUGAGCGUCGCCCUCCUGCUCCUUGGAGCGUCGCAGCCCCUUCUGGCCGCAAAGCCCUCUCCCGGUUGCGGCAAAGCCCCCAAGAUCAUUACCCCUGCCGCCGGUUCCAGCCCCGGGCUGAGCAUCACCUCCGGGGGCGUCAAACGCCAGUACUUUGUCAAGCUGCCCGCCAACUAUGACAACACGCACCCCUACCGCCUUAUCUUUGCCAUGCACCCCGUCGGCGGUUCCGGCGAGCAAACCUCGCGCGGCACGGGCGGGUACUACAACCUCCCCAACCUCAUCAACGACACCAUCGGCGCCAUCUACGUCGCGCCCACGGGCACGUCGGGCCCCCUGGGUGUCGGCUGGUGGAACAACGGCGGGUCGGACGUUACCUUUGUCAAGGACCUCAUCAACGAGAUCGAGAACGACGUGUGUAUCGACCAGAACCUGCGCUUCUCGACAGGCUUCAGCCACGGCGGCGCGAUGUCCUUCAUUCUUGCCUGCGCGUUGGGCAAGGAGCUGCGCGCGGUUGCCGUCCUAUCGGGAAGCCCCCAGAUCAGCGGGCAGUGCCCGGGCGGAACGGAGCCUGUGGCGUGGUACUCGCAGCAUGGAACAAGGGAUCAGGUGCUGCCAAUCGCGGGCGGGCGACAGAUGCGCGAUCGGUUCUUGAAGAAUAAUGGAUGUGCGGCGAAGGAGGCGAAGGAGCCGGCCAGGGGUGAGAAGCACAUCAAGACGGUGUAUGAGUGCGCGAAGGAGUAUCCGACGACGUUUGUGGCGUUUGAUGGGGACCAUACGCCUUCCCCGAGAGACCCGGGUGCGACGAGCACGUUCUCGGAUAAGUAUACGUGGGAGUUCUUCUCGCAGUUUACAUGAGAACCCAAUAGUUGGAAGGGAGUGGACGGUGACAUACGUCGUAGCGUCGGGUUUGAUGGCAAUAGUUCGGG
Molecule: messenger RNA, 1154 nt
Organism: Canariomyces notabilis
Lineage: Eukaryota; Fungi; Ascomycota; Sordariomycetes; Sordariales; Chaetomiaceae
Product: carbohydrate esterase family 1 protein
Exons: 2
Coding region: 205-1083 (292 amino acids)
Molecular function (GO): feruloyl esterase activity
Source: RefSeq, a predicted model, not a curated record